This is a messenger RNA of Hydractinia symbiolongicarpus, 2562 nucleotides long. RefSeq lists its product as uncharacterized. The coding region runs from base 1522 to 2562 and encodes 346 amino acids. NCBI's taxonomy places the organism in Eukaryota, Metazoa, Cnidaria, Hydrozoa, Anthoathecata, Hydractiniidae. The record is from RefSeq and is a predicted model, not a curated record. The transcript is spliced from 5 exons.
UACGAUUCAGAAAGAUUCUCAAUUGAAAUCUUUUAAUUCUAUUAAAAUUUAGAAUUCCUUAUUGAUGAUUAGCUUUAAAAAAAGAUAAUAGCAUCCGUAAUUGGAAUAUUUUUGAUUUAAAACAAUACUUGUAAAGUGGCUUAACAAGUUAAAUAAAGAACAUCGCUGUAUCUAUGGGUAAAAUGUAUCUAACGAACAUUAUGUUCUAAAGAGUUUCUAGAGUGUUUAAUGUUGCAAUUUGUGGUUACUGCUCACAUAAGGAUUAAAUUUUUUUCGAAUAAAUAUUUUUAUUAUAUUUCUUAAGUAACUAGUCGUUAGCCCGUGGAGAAUCCACGGGUUCGCCCGUCCUUUUAUACCGCAUUGCGUGCUUCUCGCUAUUCAGCAGCUAAGCUACCAUUUUGCGUGACAGACAGACAGACGUAUACGGGCAUUAUAAUAUAGAUAAAUAAUAAAAUACAAUUUUUAAGUAAUGAUUUCUAGGGCAAUUUGAGAUUCAUAAACAACAGUUUUAUUUGCCAUGCUGACAAAAUUGUCCGAAAGUAGCGAGAGCAAUUUGUCAACAAUAUAAAUGGUACGAAUGUUUAUUAAUUCAAAAUAGCCCGAGAAAGCAUGGUAUUCCAGCUCGUAUACGUGCUAAUUCGACUUUUUAGUUUGGUUGUUAAGCGUUAUCUUCUAGGUUCGCAAAUGCUAUAUCAUUAAGAAGUUGAAAUCUCCCUUCGCUUGUUUUUAAUUUUAAGAUAAGGUAUUUAUGUCAAAUGUAUAAACAACGCAAGACAUUUUUUAAUUAAUUAAUUAAAAUAAAAUAUGAGGUUUAGAUCGUGGUUGUUUUACAACAUUUUUAAAAAGACUGGUUCUUACCUGUUUUAGCGCUGAUGAUAAAUAACACGCUUAUCACUAAAGAGGCUUCCUUCACUGUAAUAGUUUUUAGUCAUAUAAGUAUUACUUGUAAGUACAUGGUUAGAGUGCAAUUAGUAAUUCGUUUUUAAAGAUAAUAAGGAUUAUAUUUAAGGGAAAAAGCAAAAAAAAGACUCUCCUGUUUUUUAUAUCACUGAGAUAUGAUACUGAAAAUUCGCAGCUUUUCUUUACUUAAUAAUUACCACAGGACAGAAACAUGCAUAAAUAACCGGUUAGCUACAUAAACCAAUUAUUUCGUAACUUUGAAGCUUGCAAUUUAUUGUUUAACUUUUUUUAUAGUAAAGAUAUUUCAAGUUAUACAUUCCUGUUUCAGAUUAGGAGUAAUGAAUAAAGUAAAAACCGACUUAUAAUGAUACCCACGGUUGACUUUGAACGCAUAAUUUCCGUCUAAAAUCGAUCAACAGGUGUCCCCAUAAUAGUUACUCUUGUUACCCUAAGAUUUAUUUCAUUUACCCAUCAAUUGAGCACCACUAUCUCACAGUGAUAAUUAUCGUUGUUUAGAUUGUCAGAGAUUUAUGCAAUGAAAAAGAUUCAUGUUAUCCCUGUUCUUGUUGGUCAGCAGAAUUUUAUCGUUCGCCUUGCAUUUGCAGAAAAUUGCAUGGUAAAAUGAGACAACAUUCUCCAUGUUGGAUAAGUUACAUCACAAUCAACAUUUACUACUACCGAGUUUAUGGUAUUAACCAACAAAAUCGAGUUGUAGUCACCCCAGGAGCAUUACCAACCAAUAAUUCCUUUUCAAUUUAUACAUUACCUUGGGUACGUGAAAUAAAGUAUCGCAGAAAUAAACUUAUUUGUGGAAUAGGUGGCGACAACAGUAUUUAUAUUUGGACAGGUUCAAGCUGGACAAACUAUUACGUGUUUGCUCACAGUUUCGAUUGUGCUGCAAAACACAUCCUCACCAUCGAUUUAUCAACGUUUGAACUUCAUUUGAAAGAAGACAAUAAAGCUUCCACUAAAGUUGCCACGGGUGCGAUUUCGAGAAUUCAGGAAUAUGGCAAGUACUGGUAUGCCAUUGGCAAAGAUUGCAAAUGCAUCAUGAGACACGAGACCACUCCUUCUCCUACUGUAAAUAAAUGGGAAAUACUAACAACAAAUCCAGGAUCCUCUGUUGAGUUUAAAGUUGCAUUUAACGAUAUUAUUUAUUCGUUACACGAAGAUCAGAAUAUAUACGAAUGGUAUGGAAAUGAGAACAGAUGGAUUAUGAUAUAUCAAGGUCCCUGCAUUCAUUUUGAUGUUCAUCAUCUCAUAUUUUGCGUCACAUCAAAUCAUGAAAUUCAUUCGAAUUAUGGAGAAUAUGUGCCUCGUCCAAACAUUCAUAUACCUUUUAAAACUGUAAACCACGUUAAUAAAACGACACCAUAUGGCAGAGGAAUGGAUAUGGACGGAAACACGGCAGUUGCAUUAGAUUUAGAAGCUAACAACAUCGCAUUGGACCAGUUUGGGAAAGGUUACGUCUUACAAAAAGGUGAUGGAGAAAGAGUUGUAUUUGGAAAUUUUGAGGAAACGGCUCUUGGAGGUCCAUUUACUAACCAUGAUAAUUUUCCAACAUAUUUUACGAUAUCCAUGUGGUUCAGAACCACGCCACAAUCUACGCAUACAGGAGCAGGGUUAAUCUCCACAGCGAUUGAAACCGGUAUGUACAAAUAA